Ilex paraguariensis (yerba mate) is the source of this 1240-nucleotide messenger RNA. Lineage: Eukaryota; Viridiplantae; Streptophyta; Magnoliopsida; Aquifoliales; Aquifoliaceae. The record is from the annotation of a GenBank genome assembly.
UUUCUUAAUUGUUUGAUUCCUUACUAUUCACCAUAAUUGCUGCACGAUCACAACAAUUUCUAGCUUCAGAGUAUAGACAAGCCCACAGAAAGAAUGCUACAGCUACUGCCUCUUCAUACCAGAUUCCACAAGGCAUUUGGAAAUUGGUAUGGAGUACUCAAGCUGCUCCGAAGGUUAAAGCCUCUAUUUGGAAAGUCAUUAAUGGAGCUUUACCAACCAGAUGGGAUCUAUGGAAGAAAAAGACAACCAAAACUCCAACUUGUCCAAUUUGUGGUGAAGAAGAUGAAACACUAGAGCAUAUCCUUUUGCUUGGCCCUUGGAGUAGUAAGGUUUGGAAAAUUUCCCCUUUAAACAUCAAGAUUGAUUGAUAUGAAGUGAGGAGGACAAAAGACUAGUUGAUGAAUCAACUCAGGAGGUUAAAAGAUAGAGACUCAAUGACUUAUGGGCAAUCCCUACUCGCUUAUCAAUGUUGGCUGAUAUGGAAAGCCCGCAAUGAAUGGAUCUAUCACCAUAGACAACCACAAGCAAGAGGAGUUGUCAAUCAAGCUUUGGGAGCAGUAGUUGAAAUCCACUCCAAGCAAGACACCCAAGAAAGGACAGUUGGAACAAAUAAUACAGAAUCCCAGUGGCAUCCCCCUCCAAAUGGCUGGGUGAAACUGAACUGUGAUGGAUCUUAUGAAGAGAAACGAAGAAAAGGGGCCUAUGGUGUGGUGAUAAGGGACCAUUCAGGAGUCUUUUUGAAAGGAGAAGGAAGAACCAUGACUGCAACUUCAGCCUUAACCACACAAGCUAUUGCUGUGAGAAAAGCUUGUGGACUGGUAUUGAAGGAGGAGUAUAAUGCUGCAGUAAUUGAAUUAGACUCCAUGCUUCUCAUUAACUCAAUCAAUAAUGGGACCGAGUUUAUGCAAAAGGAAAUAGAACAGAUAGUGAGAGAUACAGGACAAUAUGCUUCCAAAAUUCCACUGGGCAGAUUCAAGAAAAUCAAGCGCUCAGCUAACAUGGUAGCUCACACAGCUGCUACCAAAGCAAGAGAAGAAACUCUUUCACCUCAAUGGCUCAUUUGCAUGCCUCUACAAACAAUUGACUGUGUUAAUUACCACAGAAGCUAGGAAGGGAGUGGGUUAGUGGCAUCUCUAUAAUCUGUCUUUAGUUGCUUUAAUGAAAAGUUAACCUUCAUGACCAAACAAAAAACUAGUUAAGGAGCAACCAAUAUUUUUCAUAAUAUUUUUAAUAUAAUAAU